This is a messenger RNA of Anarrhichthys ocellatus (wolf-eel), 4925 nucleotides long. It is a transcript of the gene lmcd1, whose product is annotated as LIM and cysteine-rich domains 1. Gene Ontology annotation, molecular function: zinc ion binding. The record is from RefSeq and is a predicted model, not a curated record. The transcript is spliced from 8 exons. Lineage: Eukaryota; Metazoa; Chordata; Actinopteri; Perciformes; Anarhichadidae. Bases 613 to 1698 code for a protein of 361 amino acids.
UGCACCAGGUAGUCCUCCAAUCUGCUGAGGACCAGGACUGAAUUCACAUCCUGGUCUGCUGCAGAAAGCCAGCUGUGCAGCUGCUGUUUUUUAAAGAAUCUGCCUGAUUACUGCCAGCCUGCGGCAACAUGCUCUACAGCUGUAACAGAGGAGGAACCUAAUAUUUAGCAAAGCAGGGUGAAUUCACUGCUCAGCAGAGUCAAAUACAGAAAACAGAGGUGAAUGAGGGAAGCUGCUGUUGAAGUGUAUACAGCAGAAAGGGUUGGAGCAAAAUCAGGAGUUAAAGAAACCGACUGAGUUCAGGUUGCAGAGGGUGGAGAAGGAGAGCCAGCAACAGGACGAAUCAGGAGGGAAGAGGGGAGGAAAAAAAGACAACAGAAAAGAAAACGCAGAAGUCCACAGCUGAGGAAGACAAAAGGAAUGAGGUGAAAGUCUAGACAGUUAAAUUGCAGUGGGCUGUGGAGAGCCGGCGGAGCAGAGCGGCGGCAGGAGCGAUUGUGGGCGGGGAGAGAGGAAGUGUGGUCGACAGGAGAGGAAUUUAAGCCCCAUUGUUCUGGAAGAGCAGCGGCAGAGAGAGCCGAGGAGUCGAAGUGCCGACGGACGCUGGACAACAUGGACGUGAGCUCAGCCAUGGAGAAGAUGUCUGUGAAGCCGAGUGCAGGAGAUGCAGCGGUGUGUCACGUAUGUGAGGAGAGCUGCUCUGGAUUCCAGCCGCAUUCUUGGAGGAAAGCCUGUAUCUCCUGCGGCUGCAGCGCGGUCAACCACGCUCCAAGAAGUGACGUCGAAGACGACCAGCGAAUGGGACGCCUGCUCGCGGACUCACCCUGCUCCCAUUUGACAGCGAAGGUCAAAGGAGGCGGCGGCCUCCGCGUGUACAAGAGGAACCGUAUGAUCGUGACCAAUCCGGUGGUGUCGCGCAAAGACCCGACCUUCAACACCACGACGUACGACUGGGCACCGGCCGGCCUCAACCAGAUACUGGCCAUGCAGUACAUGGAGCUCAUCCCGCAGAGACAACGUCCAGUCUCGGGGACAGAUGGAGCGUUGGAGCGACGGAGGCAACUCUUCAGUCAGCUUCCUGCCUACGAUCAGGACCCCAUGAAGUGCCAGAGCCUGGCCAGUGAGGAGGAGAUUUCCUCCAUGCUGCUGUUUGUGAAGAGCUACAAACUGGAGGUGCUGGGAGUCGGGGAGGUGGCCUUGCCUGGUGAGAGCGGAGCUCUGAGGGAAGCAGCCACUCAGAGGACAGCGAAGGACGCCAAGGACAGUGACAGGAAGGAUGCUCUGGAGCACCAGGACCAUGGCUCCUCCAACAGCAGCGCUGCCUCUGCCUCUGGCUCCACUAACGGAACAGAUAACAAGACUGGAUAUCGCUGUACCUGUUGCCAAGGUGAGGUUGCCAAAGCGAGUCCAGCUAUUUACGCUGAGCGUGCAGGUUACCAUCGCGCCCUGUGGCAUCCCACCUGCUUCAAAUGUUCAGAGUGUGGCCAAGGAUUGGUGGACCUGGUCUACUUCUGGUCCAAUCAGAAGCUGUUCUGCGGACGACACUACUGUCAGACGGUCUGGCCGCGAUGCUCCGGCUGCGAUGAGUUGAUCUUCUGUCAGUCUUUCCACACGGCAAAAGAUGGCCGGACGUGGCAUCGGCAUCACUACUGCUGCUGGAAGUGCGGGCAAAACCUGGAUACGCCCUGUCAGCACUGAGACACAAUAUGGUGGUCAGUUUUUAAAAGUUUUAGCACUGCUGAAAAAGCUGAAUUACAGACAAGGCAACAAAAAAACUGUAGUGUCGAGUGUAGUUGGUUUGCUUGUUUUAAAUAAAUAAAAGUAGAGUUUUAAAUCUUUAAAUUUGUGUGUGCGGUGAUGGAGCUGAUGAUGCUAUCAGGAGGUAUUCUGGUCUUCAUCCCCUCCUUUAUGUUCUGGCCCUCUUUAACGUCUGGUAAACACAGAAAAAGAAAUAAGUAAGAGAUAAGUAAUACCGAACAAAUGGGGCUUUAAGUCUUUAAACUUGAUGUUUAUUUGACAUUUACUAUUUAAAAUACGGCAUCCUACAAGUCCAGUUGAUAUAUGGAUGUUUAUAAUACUUAAGACAUCCAGCAGACGUUGAAGUAUUUAAAGACUUGUUCAGUUGAGCCUACUGGUGUUUGAGGUACUCAAGCAAAUGUUAAGUGGACUCAAAAGUGUUUAAAGUACUGAAACAAACAUUUGGUGGAUUUAUUGGCACUUACAUUGUUGACAGUGACCGGACCCAGAUGUGCUGGUCUCAGAUACGAACAGCAGCUUAAAGGACCGAGCAGCAGACAGUUUAGGAAACAAAUGAGUAAAUUAAAAUAAGAUGAGAAAGAAAUGAAUAAACAUAAAAGGUCCAAGCUGGUUCCAGCAGUCUCAACCACAUCACACAUCUUCAUCAGCAGAUUUUCAUGGCGCUGUGGAUGUUCAAAGUUUUUUUUGAGGAUUUUAUUUCCCCUGUUGGCUCAGAAGUUGAGCUUGAAAGUUCUUUUCUUUUAACAGUUUGAGAAAACAGACACAACUCAAGGUUCACUUACUAUCUUGGGAGCUUUUGAUCACAUCACACCGUCUUCAUCAGCAGGAAAAGUUUGAACAUCUACAUCAUGGUCAUUGACUGAUCCAUGACAAAUUAGGAAACUUCACCUGCUGAGGUCAUAAAUUAACUUCCAAGCUCAAUAUUUAGAUUUUAUUUAUUUCACAGGAUGUAUUUCAUCCUGCACAAUGUAACUAAUCUUUUAGGAUAAUCCCAGGUUGGGAAUGAAAUACUGUAUAAUGUAUGUGGAUCUCUCUUCUUGCUUUUAAAAACAGCAUACAUUAUAAUUCACAGUACUUGACGACAGUUGAACUGCGGGGAUAUUUGUACUUUAUAACAGUUUCAAGGACCAGAAAAGGUCAAGAAAACUCGAUUUUACCCUGAAAGUUCUGCUUCAUAUUGACAUAGAUGGUAUGUUAAAGAAGCACACUGCAAACAUAUUGCAAUUUCUGCCUUUAAUGUGUGGAAGUGCAGUGAGAAUAUUUCAACAUAUUUUCAAUAGAGAUCAACUUAUGUUUUGGGUUUUAGUUUGAAUAUGUGCAGAUUUGUGAUUCAUUUUUAUUUCAGACAGAAAAAAUCGAAUUGUUUGAUUUAGAACUUGGAGAACUGGACAGGAAGAAGGCUGGAAAAGGCAUAAAACUAAUUAGAAAUGAAUAGUACUGCUGGAUUUAUUUUUGUAUUGUUUAAACUAGAGUAGAUUUUGACCCCCUGCCUUUUAAUACUCAUCAAAGUUGUGUCAUGUAUUUUUACAAUUAGAAAGUAAGGAUUUUUGCUUAUAAUAUGUAAUUUUCUUCAUUUUCUUCAGUCAAACUGCGGAUACAUUUUGCAUUUAACCUCUUUCAUGAACAUUAAUCUGAAUAAUCUUCUGAAUGCUAAAUUGUGUGUAACGUUUUGUAGUUCGUUAACACUUACCAAAGGUGAUUCAUCUUGUAUAAUAGAUAGUACUGUGAGGUACACAAAGUUUUCGAUGCUGCAAAGUUAGUAUUUUUGCAAUGUGAUGAAGUCUCUUAAAUCAAGGUAGCCAGAAAUAAACAUCUGGGAGAGACGGAAGCUAAUUAGCUUUACUUUUGUUCCAUAACAUCAGCAUAACAUCAGGCAAUGUGCUUGUGUGUUUUUAUUGUCUUUCGAUUGCUUUUUUAAUUGAUUGCUGCUAGAAAACGCUAACUGUUGACAAUUAAGCUCGCAAUAUUGUUUGAAGUGAUCAGCUUAAAUAUGUAGCAAACAGACAAUACUGUUCAAUACAAUGUUAUCUGUGACGGAAAAUAUGUCGUAUAUAGCAAUCUCAAAUUGACUAUGAAUACUAGUUCCAUCUGUGUUUAUCAGUGUGCAAUAAAUCUUCAUACAAAGGUUCGUAUGAUAUCUUACAAAAAACAUAUUUUGUUGUUUUUUGUGCAUUUUCUUACGAAUGUCCAGCAACCUGAGCGAUAAGUGGGAAAAAAUACUACUUGGUUAUGUUUAGGAAAACAUUGUGAUUUAAAAUAUAUACAAAAGUGGCGUUAAAGUCACUUCAAGGAAGUUAAACUUUGUAUUGAUUUUGGCGCCCCCUGUGGACAAAAGCGGUGUGUUUCUGACACACCCAUCCACCUUGGGCUCUUCCCUUCGCGGACUUUGUCGCUCUUUAUACUUCCUGGUUCACAAAUACUUGGAUUACACACAAAGUGAUUACUUGUGUUAUAUAAUAAUUAUAGUGCAUUCCUUUUCAUAGGUAUAGAUAUACGAACAGUGUGUGAGAAGCCUGACGUGUUUAGCACAAAAACUGUAAGCGAGGGUGAAACGGCUAGCCUAGCUUAGCUCAGUCAACUAUAAAAUAAUAGUUUGAUACGAACACAACGAGAUGAGAUAUUUAUCUUUGUCUGGGUAAAAUGACAAACAAGGAUCUGCUCUGUGAAGGAUAUUAAGUUUUUGUGAACAGACCAGAAGCAGGACCUUGUUUAGCGGCUGGUAUGAAAAACUGUUAUAGCUCGUGUUUAAAAUGAAAAAGUUUGAUGCUGUGUUCAAAACUGUCGUCAUUCACAGUUCACAAUAAGGAAUUCCCAGUUAAAUACUAAACUCGGUGCUGUUGUCAGUCGUUGACACAGAUGGUAUUUGGUGAUUUGAAGGUGACCAUCACUUGUUUAGUUCUUUUUUACAUUACAUUGUGGGAUAAAACACAAACCUACAAAACUAAUUACUGAGUUCCACAGUGAAUAGUGAAUGACAUAAAUCAGAUUGUACUGUUUUAAAUCAGAAGUGAUGGUGUUAAAGAGAUUUUUCUGCUGAUCAUGAUUUGACACCUGAUAGAAUUAAAGUCACUUCUGAUUGAACUCCCUGUUGUCUGUCAUCUUUUUGGAGAGAGUGUUUGAUCGGUAAAUAUUUAUAUUUCCACCAACUCAUGUUGAAAGUUCAUCAC